AUGAAGCCCAUUUCAAGUGUCUCCCUUCUCAUACUUAUAUGCCUAUUUCUUACAGAAUUCCAUGCAACAAAUGCAAGAGGGUUAAUCAAUAAAGCAUGUGAAACUUCCUUGCACAAGGGCCUUUGUGUAGCUACUAUCAAAGCCGAUCCUGGCUAUAAAGGUGCUAAACUCCAUGAUCUAGCCGAAAUUGUACUGAAAGCUGCAACGUCAAAGGCCACCGGCUUACAAAAAGACGUUGAACAAUUGCUCAAGGAAAGAGCUGGUACCUCUGUUGAGAGUGCCUUGAAAGAUUGCAAAGAUAACUAUGCUGAUGCUGUUUCUCAACUUGAGAAAUCCAAGCAAGCUUUGGAAAAUAAACGGUAUAAUGAUGUUAAUACAUGGGUUACGGCUGCGAUGAACGAUGCAGAUUCGUGUGAACAAGGUUUCAAAGAACAAGCAGAUAAAGACUCAUCAAUAGGCCAGAAGACUGUCAUUUUUGGCCAUCUUUGCAGUAAUGUCUUGGCUGUUACAAAUAAGGCUGCUGCUGAAUUCCACGCAACAAAUGCAAGAGGGUUAAUCAAGAAAGCAUGUGAAACUUCCUUGCACAAGGGCUUGUGUGUAGCUACUCUCAAAGCGGAUACUGAUUAUAAAGGUGCCAAACUCCAUGAUCUAGCCGAAAUUGUCCUGAAAGCUGCAACAUCAAACGCCACGGCGUUACAAAAAGAAGUUGGACAGUUUCUCAAGGAAAGAGCUGAUACAUCUGUUGAGAGUGCCUUGAAAGAUUGCAAAGAGAACUACGAUGAUGCUGUUUCGCAACUUGAGAAAUCCAAGAAAGCUUUGGAAAAUAAACGCUAUAAUGAUGUUAAUACAUGGGUUACAGCUGCCAUGAACGAUGCAGAUUCAUGUGAGCAAGGUUUCAAAGAACAAGCAGAGAAGGACUCCCCAAUAGCUCAAAAGACUGUCAUUUUUGGCCAACUUUGCAGUAAUGUCUUGGCUGUUACAAAUAAGGCUGCUGCUGAAUACCAUGCAACAAAUGCAAGAGGGUUAAUCAAGAAAGCAUGUGAAACUUCCUUGCACAAGGGCUUGUGUGUAGCUACUCUCAAAGCCGAUCGUGAUUAUAAAGGUGCUAAACUCCAUGAUCUUGCUGAAAUUGUACUGAAAGCUGCAACAUCAAAUGGCACGGCCUUAAGAAAAGAAGUUGAACAAUUGCUCAAGGAAAGAGCUGAUACAUCUGUUGAGAGUGCUUUGAAAGAUUGCAAAGAGAACUACAAUGAUGCUGUUUCUCAACUUGAGAAAUCCAAGCAAGCUUUGGAAAAUAAACGCUAUAAUGUUGUUAAUACAUGGGUUACAGCGGCAAUGAACGAUGCAGAUUCAUGUGAGCAAGGUUUCAAAGAACAAGCAGAUAAGGACUCAACAAUAGCCCAAAAGACUUUCAUUUUUGGUCAACUUUGCAGUGCUGUCUUGGCUGUUACAAAUAAAGCUGCUGCUGGUGCGACUGUAUCAGUCUAA
Ziziphus jujuba (common jujube) is the source of this 1488-nucleotide messenger RNA. Its product is annotated as putative pectinesterase/pectinesterase inhibitor 26. The record is from RefSeq and is a predicted model, not a curated record. The transcript is spliced from 3 exons. Gene Ontology annotation, biological process: negative regulation of catalytic activity. The coding region runs from base 1 to 1488 and encodes 495 amino acids. NCBI's taxonomy places the organism in Eukaryota, Viridiplantae, Streptophyta, Magnoliopsida, Rosales, Rhamnaceae. Gene Ontology annotation, molecular function: enzyme inhibitor activity.